Molecule: messenger RNA, 1356 nt
Organism: Dioscorea cayenensis subsp. rotundata (Guinea yam)
Lineage: Eukaryota; Viridiplantae; Streptophyta; Magnoliopsida; Dioscoreales; Dioscoreaceae
Product: VQ motif-containing protein 4
Exons: 1
Coding region: 226-927 (233 amino acids)
Source: RefSeq, a predicted model, not a curated record
GUAUACCAAUAAAACUAACCAACAAAGCUACCAAAGCUAAAGCUAAGCCCAGCUAACAAAUAACAACAAUACCCUUCUCCUUCUCCUUCUCCUUCUCCUUCUCCUUCUUUGCUUCUACACUCCAUCAUCUCUUCUCUUUCAGUUCACUUCUUCUUCUUGUUGCUCUCUAUCCAAACUGGGACAUCUCUGAGCUUAAAAAGCUUCGAUUUUUAAGCUUCUCCAACAAUGGAAACCCACCCAAAUCUCCAGGACCGGGAGAUCCCUUCCCCAAACUCCAGCAGUGGUAGCAGCUCCAACAACCACCGUAGCCCUGUCCCAGCUCCGGCCACUCCUCCGACACCUCCUCCCAAACCUCCGACCCCAAGAUCCGUCGACGCUAACCCUUAUCCGACCACCUUCGUCCAAGCUGACACCUCCUCCUUCAAACACGUCGUCCAGAUGCUCACCGGCUCCGCCGAAACAGCCGCGAAGCACGCCGUUUCCAACCCCAAGACCUCUACCCCUCCUCCCCCUUCCCCGUCCCCUGCCACCAAACCUCCUGGCCCUAAAAAACCUGCUUUUAAGCUCUACGAACGCCGCAGCAGCAUGAAGAAUCUCAAGAUGAUCAGCCCUCUUGGCCCUGCCUUCCUUCAUCCCGGCCCUGUCUCUCCCAUCACCGCCUUCUCUCCUCGCAAGCAGCCUGAGAUCCUCUCCCCCAGCAUGCUUGACUUCCCUUCUUUGGUUCUCUCCCCUGUCACUCCUUUGAUCCCUGAUCCAUUCAAUCGCUCCCCUGCUCCUAGCUCGGCCUCCUCCCUCUCCGCCGAGGACCGCGCCAUCGCCGAGAAGGGCUUUUAUCUCCAUCCCUCCCCUCGUAGCACUCCCAGAGACGGCGAGCCUCCCCGGCUUCUCCCUCUUUUCCCUGUAACCUCUCCACGAGUUUCCCAGUGAGCGCCGCCGUCUGUUGCUGCUGUUGCUGUUCUUUUCUAUUCAGGAUAUUUUCUAGUUCUUCUCUUUUUUUUCCCUUUUUUUGUUGAAGAGAAAAGAGAAAGAGAGAGACAAAGAGAAAGAGAGAGAGACAGAGAGAAAGAGAAAAAGAGAAAAAGAGAGACAAAGAGUUUUAUGAUGGAGGAGCUCUGAGUUCUCUAUUAUUGCAUUUCAAGGUUUCAAGAUCUCUUCUUUUGCUUCAAUUGUACAAUUUUUAAUCCCUGUAUCUGUGAUGCAAAGCAACCAGCUUGAGAUCAUUCAUGGGAUCUCCAAAGGUGUGCACUUUCUUCUUCUUCUUCACAUCUUCAUCAUGUUUUUCAAUGAAUUUUCUCUAUGAGAAAGAAAUAUUGAAUGAAUGAAUGAAGGAAAGCUCUGUGCUUUCAAUUUCCAUAA